AUGAGCAUCCCGUUAAUCGAUGAAGAUUUUAACAAAGCCAGCUCUAGUAUAAAUAGCUCACUUAAGUCCGAUUUAUCAAUAGAGGAGAUCACGAAUAUGAUUAAGAUUUUAUCUCUCAGAAGCGAAGAUAAUAAGCAACGAAAGAGGCAUUAUGACAACAUACCUCCUAUAUCCCCAGCACAUAGAAGAGUUAGCAAGAUUAAGAAAUAUCCCAAGAUAGAUUUAGGCGAUGGAUGUGGAAAACUUUCAAUCAAAACACACCUCAAUAAUAUUUGGAAGUCGGUUCAUUUUAUUGAAAAUGAUAUAGAGUAUGAAAUUUUUGAAAAACUUCGUAUUAUUGAAUAUGAACUAAUUUGUAUAAAUAAAGCAAAGUUACCAUGGAUAAAAUCUGAGGCAGAGAUAAGUUCAUUCAGCUCUGAUUCAGAAUCCACGGGUUCAGAUUGGUGUGAUCUCGAUCCGAUAAAACCCCGAAAGAAUUAUGUCCGUAUUACAAAGAAAAAG
This is a messenger RNA of Paraglomus occultum, 501 nucleotides long. NCBI's taxonomy places the organism in Eukaryota, Fungi, Glomeromycota, Glomeromycetes, Paraglomerales, Paraglomeraceae. The record is from the annotation of a GenBank genome assembly.